UUUUUUAAAAUUAAGGAUCCACCCACCUGUCUGUGGUAUAAAAGGUGAGUACCUGUCUGAGCUAGUCACUUACAAAUCCUCCGUGUUCUGACCAGCUGCUCUUUCCUCUUUCCUCUCCAGGUUUCAACUUUCAGUAGAAUUAAAAGAUCUCCAGAUCGAGAACUUCAGCAUCAUGAGCCAAAAACGCCCGUGUGAGGAUGUGUCAACUCCCGGGAAGAGAACAGCAGCCAUGGCGCAGGGCAGAGGCGACCAGAAACAGAAGGGGCAAAGUGGUCAGGAUUUAAGUGGACACGAGAAGGUGUUUAAUGACCCAAUCCACGGUCACAUCGAGGUCCACCCCCUGCUGGUGAAGAUCAUCGAUACUCCUCAGUUCCAGAGACUGCGGUAUAUUAAACAGCUGGGAGGAGCCUACUUUGUGUUUCCUGGAGCCUCACACAACCGAUUUGAACACUCAAUAGGUGUUGGAUAUUUAGCAGGUUGUCUCAUUAAAGCUCUAAGAGAAAAACAGCCAGAGCUUGGCAUCAAGGAAAAAGACGUCCUGUGUGUUCAGAUCGCUGGCUUGUGCCAUGACUUGGGUCACGGCCCAUUUUCUCAUCUGUUUGACCGCAUGUUUAUCCCAAAGGUCCGUCCUGAUCUGAAAUGGGAGCAUGAGAAUGCGUCGGUGGACAUGUUUGACCAUCUGGUGAAGGAGAAUAACCUGGAGCCUAUGAUGAAACAUUAUGGUCUUUCUGACACCGACCUCAAAUUCAUCAAAGAACAAAUUGUUGGACUCUCUGGCUCGAAAGAUACGUGGACAUACAAAGGAAGACCUGAGGAACAGUCCUUCUUGUAUGAGAUUGUGGCAAAUAAGAGGACUGGCAUUGAUGUGGACAAGUGGGAUUAUUUUGCGAGAGACUCGUAUCACCUGGGCAUCAAGAACGUCCCAGACUACCACCGUUUCCUAAAGAUGGCCAGAGUGUGUGAGGUCAAUGGGAAGAAGCACAUCUGUGCCAGAGACAAGGAAGUUCAUGAUUUAUAUGACAUGUUUCACACAAGACACUCCCUACACCGCAGAGCCUAUCAGCACAAAGUGACUAAGAUCAUCGAGGAAAUGAUAACAGAAGCCUUGGUGAAGGCUGAUCCUUACAUUCAGAUCGAGGGAUCGUCUGGAAACAAGUGCAAAAUGUCAGAGGCCAUAGACGACAUGGAGGCCUACACCAAGCUCACAGAUCAAAUUUUUGAGCAGAUCCUGUACUCCUCCGAUACAGACCUGUCUGAAGCUCAGACCAUCUUGAAGAACAUUCUCUGCAGAAACUUGUACAAGUGUGUGGGAGAGACAAUACCUGAAAAAGACCUUAAUUUGUCAAAGAAAGAGAUGGCCAAAGAAAUAGCUGCUUCCAAACCUGAUGACACUGAGAUUGACACUGAGAUUGUCCUGAAACCUGAAGAUUUGAUAAUCAGUAUAUUUGGGAUUGAUUAUGGCAAGAAGGAGAAAAAUCCCAUCGACAACGUCUAUUUCUACUCCAAGAAGGACCCCAACGAAGCCUUUCAAAUCCGCAAGGAACAGGUGUCCAAACUGCUGCCUGACACAUUUUCUGAGAAGCACAUCAGAGUUUACUGCAAACAAGCAGAUAAACUGGAAGCUGCAAAGAAAUACUUCAAGCAGUGGUGUAAGGACAAGAACUUGAAACCUCUGGAUGCUAAACUUGUGGUUGAAGAAUUGACUCCUGCCAAGAAGAGUCGAAAUGAAGGACACAGAGAUGCAGAAAGGGUCAAAAAACGCCUCUAACGCCCAGUGAUGGACAACAAAAUUGAAGCCACAUCGCCCCCUGCUGGCAGACCGAAUGAAUCUAUGGGUCAUUUAUCAACCAACCCUCCUAUUAAUAAUUUAAAUUGAUUCUAAAUUGAUUAUUAUAAAACAGUUUACAGGUGGUGUGUUAAUAUUAAUCAUAUUUUUAAACUGAUAUAUAUUUACUUUUCAUUACUUUUUAAGCUGUAUUUCAGGUAAUCUAUCAUUUUACAAAAUAAUUCUUUUAACUUGAAGCAUUUUCUUCCACUGGCUGAUGUAACUGAUGUAUCCUUCUGUAGGGAUUUUCUGACCUUUAAGACUUUCUACUGAGUGUGAUGUGUUUUAAAGCCAUUUCAUUUAACACUAAUAAAGUCUCGGGUUUCGUCUUA
Hemibagrus wyckioides is the source of this 2157-nucleotide messenger RNA. Its product is annotated as deoxynucleoside triphosphate triphosphohydrolase SAMHD1-like. Gene Ontology annotation, molecular function: dGTPase activity. NCBI's taxonomy places the organism in Eukaryota, Metazoa, Chordata, Actinopteri, Siluriformes, Bagridae. The transcript is spliced from 16 exons. Gene Ontology annotation, cellular component: nucleus. The record is from RefSeq and is a predicted model, not a curated record. Gene Ontology annotation, biological process: regulation of innate immune response; defense response to virus; dGTP catabolic process. The coding region runs from base 173 to 1768 and encodes 531 amino acids.